Messenger RNA from Diabrotica balteata, 4535 nucleotides. The record is from the annotation of a GenBank genome assembly. Lineage: Eukaryota; Metazoa; Arthropoda; Insecta; Coleoptera; Chrysomelidae.
GUAUCGAUUAUGUCGCGGUUUUCUUCACGUGGUAAUUGAUGACGAAAAUAUAUGAUAGUCCAGGUUUGGUAGCAUUAGAAUAGGAAAGUAAGCAGUGUUUGUUAAUUUAUUGCGUGCUUGAUGUGAUCAAUGAUAUUUUAAGAAAAAUGUUUUAUUUUAAGGCGAUAUUUCUUAUUUACGUAAUACAGCAUUCUUUUUGCCAAAAAGAUAAUCAUUUCAUAGUUGGAAGGAGUACCAUGGUGCAUCUUUUUGAAUGGAAAUGGAAAGAUAUAGCGGAGGAGUGUGAAAACUUUCUAGGACCCAAAGGAUUUGCAGGAGUGCAGAUAUCUCCUCCAACGGAAAACCAAAUUAUACGGAUAGCCAGAGCUAACAGACCAUGGUGGGAACGGUACCAGCCCGUUAGUUACCAAUUUAUAUCCCGUUCCGGAACUGAAGACGAACUUAUUGAUAUGAUACAACGUUGUAACAAUGUAGGAGUUAGGAUUUAUGUUGACGUUUUGAUGAAUGGUAUGGCUCAAAAGGCUGGAAAAGCUAUGGGAGGCAAUUCUGCUUAUCCCAGUAUCAUGUUCUAUCCUGCUGUAACUUAUAUAAGUGACGAAUUUAACAAACCUUGCACAGUUAAUAACUAUAAUGACGCAAAUAAUGUUAGAAACUGUCAGUUGGUUGGUUUACCAGAUCUAAAUCAGAGUCUUUAUAGCGUCCGAAAAAAACUUUUACAAUAUAUAGACAGGCUAUUGGAGUUAGGAGUAGCAGGAAUAAGAGUGGAUGCAGCAAAACACAUGUGGCCUUCAGAUCUUAAAUAUAUCUACGAUAACGCCAAAAAUUUAAGUACUCAACACGGAUUUGCCGAAGGAACACGACCAUAUAUUUAUCAAGAAGUUCCUGAUUUAGGAGGUGAAGCUGUUUCUAAAUUCGAGUACGUAGAUAUCGGAGAUGUCCUGGAAUUCAAUUUUGGAGUUCAGCUAGGAAACAUUAUCCAAGGCAAUCAACCACUUCACAUUCUUAAAGAUUGGGGGUCGCCGCCUUGGUACUUGGUAAAAGCGCAAGAUGGUGUUGUUUUCAUAGACAAUCAUGACAACCAGAGGCUUGAAGACACUAGAAUUCUUUCCUUCAAAAAGCCCAAAUUGUAUAGAGCUGCAAAUUCUUUUAUGUUGGCACAUCCGUUUUUUACCCCUAGGUUGAUGUCUAGUUUUUUAUUUGAGGAUCACGAUCAAGGGCCUCCUGCAGAUGAAAAUGACGACAUUAUUUCACCAGUACAACAAGAUGUAAUUCUAAUCUCCAGGAUACAAUCCAGAUGGAUCAUGCAACAAUGGAUGGGUAUGUGAACAUCGGUGGCAUCAGAUCUACAAUAUGGUUAGGUUCAGAAAUGUAUGCUUAGGUACAAGAAUUACCAAUUGGUGGGACAAUGGACAGAACCAGAUAGCUUUUGGACGAGAAAAUCAAGGAUUCAUAGCAAUGACUACAGAAGGGGAUAUUAAUGCAAUCCUACAAACUUCUUUACCACCUGGUACAUACUGUGAUGUAAUUUCUGGCGAUUUAAUUGGUGGUGAAUGCACAGGCAAAGUGGUUGUUGUGGACGAAGAAGGAAAAGCUGAUAUUUAUUUGGAUGUAGAUGGAGAAGACUACAUGUUAGCCAUACAUGUUGGGGGUAAGUUUUGAUACUAAAUACUACUACUACUAAAUAUUUUGUAGUAGGCUUUCAGAAAAAAUUUUAAAAAAUCACUUCCAUUUUUUAUAAGCUACAUUUUACCCAUUAACGGUUUUUUCGAUAAAAUGUAAAGUGUUUGGGUUAUUCGUGAAAAAUCGAUUAAUCAUAAGAAAUUAUGGAAUGUUCUAUCACGAUGGUAGAAGAUAAUAGCAGAUACUAUGGUUUACAUGGUUCCUCAUCCAGUCGCAGACGACCAACAAAAAUGAAACCAAUUAGGAAGUAGAUCUUCUUACCAUUUAGAGCAUCUUAAAUCGUAAUGAUUUCCAACGUUGAAGGACCACCCACUUUACAUGGGAAAUAAAACCACAAGCGUUAACAAUACUUAAUUUAAUGAUUGAUUUUUUACUACACUAAGUUGAUAUCUAGCCAAGGGUUUGUCAUGUAAAGUUCUUUUAUGUAAACCGCCCGUCACUGUUCAAGCCACACUAGUCCGAUAAACACUACACGGACACUGAUACAAUUUAAAUUAUACUAAUACUACUUAUUAUUCUGAACCAAGGAUAUUUCUGCCGUGCUAACCAAGUAAUAUGCUACAAUUAUUACUAAGCGGAGUUAUACAGAACUCAAUCUAACAAAGAAUCGACCCACUGGGUCUUAAAGUAAAUUUGUAAGUAAAGCGUCCAGCUUGGCUGGUAUACAACGUGACACUUUGAAUAUUACAACGAUACUGCUCGAUUGCCAUGCCUAACUACCACUGAGGGGUUUGAGGGGAACUGGUUCUCGCUUUCUAACAGGGAAUUAGUCGGAGAAUUUACCUAGGUAGGUUUUAAGAAUUAUUAGCUAUUUAAUGCCAGUGGCGUAGCAACGCUUGGAUACAUUUCUUACUGAAAUUUAUCCACACGAAUAGGUCUAAAUGUAUCGAUUUUUCAAAAAAAACUUUGUGAAACUUUUUUGAUUAGAAUAUAUUUUUCUAUCGAUUCUUAUUGAGAUUAUUUUCUAUAUAAAGGUUUCAAUCUACAACAAGUACACUUAGGCAUAAGGUAGAUUUUGCUUAAUAAGAUAUUAUCUAAUUUCUAUCUCAAUACUACAACAGUUUUGUACGAAAUCAAUAAAUAAAAUGUUAGACAAAUAACGAGCUUUUAAAGCAUUUUAACCCUGCGUUAGAGUGCCUAGAUAAAUUAGCACGAGAGGUGUUCCGUGGUAUGUCAUAGUGUAGCGUUUACGCUACUGAUUAACCCCUUAAGAAAUUUUUAUUACCCGCCUACGAUCGAUUUUAAAUCGACAUUUCCCCACUCACGCGCUGUUAUCGCUUUGAAAGGAAGAUCGAUUUUAUGCGGAAGCGAAGUUUCAGUUUUUGGUCAGAACUCAACGCAGCCACGUCGACCGGUGAAAUGUUUCACCUUCAAAGUGACAGAAUUGGAGCAAGGAAGAUAAUUUGGGGAAGAAUAAAAUAGAAAUAUUUAUAAUAAUAAUUAUUUUUUUUAAAUAAACAAUAAUCUAAAGAGUUCCACAUAAGAGGAAGAUUUUUUUGGCGUGCUGCAGCUCCAUGUAAGUAAAUCAUUUCAUACGUAUUAUCUCCUUAUCAUAUAAUCAAAUUUAUCAUUGUAUUUAGUAUUUCUUUAGAGAUUUAUUUUUGAGUUCCGAAAUAAUUUAAAUAUAAAAUUUCCUUGAUUUACUUGCAAAGAACAGAAGGUCAUUUUUUUUAUAUAGUCAAACUUAAAUUCCGAUCUAUUUCAUAUCUUAUCAUUAAGUUUUUUUUUUGGUUCCCUUUUAUCUAAUUUUUUUUUGGUGGAAUAUAAAAAGGUUCUACAAAUGUGGGACAGCCUUCUGUAUUCUGCGCAUGUUUAUUUCAUGGCGCAAGCUUGCCAUGCCUACGAAAGUAACUUCAUAAAUUUGACAUGAUGUUGACUUAACCUAAUACCUGAUGUUUUGAUGUUUUGUUUUGGUGCACUCAAUCCAUGCUGCUACACCUAUUGAAUUGUAUUUAUUAAAUUAAAUAAUAAUUUUAGAUUCCGUCACUUUACUUGAGGAUAUUCUCUUCAGAAUAUUCCCUCAAGGACUCAAGUAACUAAAUUUCUUGAAUAGUUAGCAAACCCGUGGAUUUUGCUAUCACCCAGAGACCAGUGACUGGUUGUGGCUUUGUGCCCAGGAUUCGUCUUUACAGCCAUAAACUGAUUUAGCCGUGCCAAGAGGAAUUUUCCUAUGGACUUAUAGUGCUGUAAAGAUAAGUUGUUUAACUAUUUGACCUUUUGUAUUACGUAUUACUUUCUAUUUACUGUUAACUUUUCAUAUGCAUAUGAUCAAGUAACUACAUUUUGAUAAAAUAUAAUUUUGAUAUUAUUGGGAGAGGGAAAAUAUAUUACCUGUUUUUAUUAGUUUUUUUUAAAUAGGAUUUUAAGAGUACUGACCAAACUCACUUUUGCUAUAUUUUUUUUUAAUACAAUAUAUUUGAUAAAAUAGGUACAAUUUUGAUAUUGGGAAAAGGGAAAUAAAUUUCAUGUGGUUUUUAAAACAUUGUAUAAGGAGUAUUGAAGACUCACUUUUUGGAUGUAAUAUAUAUUUAAUAUAAUUGUAAUAGAGAUUUAUCAAGUUUGAUAUCUUUACAAUAUUGUCAUUAGUACCUCAUUUUAGUAGAACUAAUUUAAAUUUAAAUGACUACCUUUUUGUUUUAAGACUUUGGCUACCCUACGGACUAUCCUUGAAUUGUUACUAAUAUUUUAAACUUUAUUUGGCCAGUGGUAGUGACUUUUCGCUUGUUGAGGGGCUAUUAGGUCCUAUUGUAUAUUUACACCAUCCACUACCACUGUUAUUUAGCUUUGCAUUAUAUGUAAAUUGUUUAUACACAUAUACCUAUAUACAUUUUUAUAAAAAUAUAUUUAUUGUUGCU